Abrus precatorius (Indian licorice) is the source of this 1631-nucleotide messenger RNA. Its product is annotated as seipin-2. The record is from RefSeq and is a predicted model, not a curated record. Lineage: Eukaryota; Viridiplantae; Streptophyta; Magnoliopsida; Fabales; Fabaceae. Gene Ontology annotation, biological process: lipid droplet organization; lipid storage. The transcript is spliced from 2 exons. Bases 5 to 1552 code for a protein of 515 amino acids. Gene Ontology annotation, cellular component: endoplasmic reticulum membrane.
CCGAAUGGACCCGCCAAAUUCAGUUGAAGAACAUCAAGACGACGACGUUUUCAUCGACGCAAUUCACCCCUGCGCCGUUGAGGACUCGCCCGAACCUUCUGAUUCCGCUUCCACGCUUUCGGAUCCUCUGCCCCCUUCACCCGAACCUAAAUCAUACUCUCCGGCGGCCACAAUCCGGCGACGGCGAGUUCGUCACGGUUUUCCGGUUAAGCAAUCGUCGGAAUCGAGUAUCGAGAGCGAUUUGAUCCAUGGCGCGAGAAAGAGCUUUCAACACGAACCAAAGCAUAGAAAUCUCAAGCAAGAUGAGUAUUCGAUUGAGAAACACGAUUCGGAUGAAGCGCAACGAGUUAGCGCUUCGUCAGAAAAAAACAAUGACGAAUCCACCGUAACUACAGCAGGGAAUGAUGAUGCAGCUUGCGAUUCUGCUGACUCGGCGCCGCGACUCGGUGAUUCGUCUCCGAAUUUUCUUGAAUUCAUAGCGGGGAUGGUGAUUAAGGCACUAGGGUUUCAAAUCAAGUUAAUAUUCAUGUUCGUGACUUGUCCGUUGUUUACCAUGUUUCAUUUGUGCAUGUUUUUCAUAGAUCCUUUGGGGACAACAAGGAGGGGCAAGAAUUUCUUGAUAGGGAUUUUGAGCAGAGUGUGGAGUUUUGUGUUUGGGUGCAUUAGACCAUAUGUUCAGAGAUGGUUCAAAGAGGAUGAGACAAUUUGGAGCGUGGCAUUUCGUUGUGGAUGGGGUUUCUUGUGGUCAAUCUAUGUUUGUUGUGUUCUGUUUGGUUUGUUAGUUUCAUCGUUUGUGUUUAGUGGGUUUUUGAUGAAGUGUUUGGUGGAGAAGCCAAUUCAGAUAAGGGAAGUUUUGAAUUUUGAUUACACCAAGCAAAGUCCCGUGGCAUAUGUGCCAAUAAUAUCAUGUGCUGGUGUUGUUGGUGGAAAAGGUUCUUCUGAGAACAAUGUUGAUGUUAGGAAGUGGGUGGGUGAACGGGUUAUUCCUUCUAAGCACAAGGUGCAAGUCACUCUUUCAUUGAGAGUGCCCGAGUCGGGAUACAACAGAAACCUUGGGGUCUUUCAGACCAGGGUCGAUUUUCUGUUGUCUAAUGGUAAAACUAUUGCAAGCUCAAGUCAACCUUGUAUGUUAAGAUUCAGAAGUGAGCCUAUCCGCUUAGUCAUGACUUUCCUCAAGAUUGCUCCUCUUGUUACUGGCUAUAUAUCCGAAACCCAGACUCUGAAUGUCAAGAUGAGAGGUUUUGUUGAAGGGAAUAUACCUACUUCGUGCUUGAAAGUGACACUUGAGCAACGAGCAGAAUAUCAACCUAGCGCUGGCAUUCCUGAAAUAUAUGAUGCAUCUCUGAUUGUUGAAUCCGAACUUCCCUUUUUCAAGAGGAUUAUUUGGCUUUGGAAGAUGAGCAUAUUUAUAUGGAUCACUAUGGUGGCAUUCUUCACGGAGUUACUUUUUGCUCUACUGUUUUGUAGACCUAUAAUAAUUCCGAAAACAAGGCAAAGGGUGACUUCUGCACGUCGUCAUGCAACCUUGAACAGUCAUCAGGCACGAAGUUGAGACUACUACUUUUCCAGGCAUCGCUACAGUCAUGGAAGUUAAGGUUUUUGUAUGACAGUUUAACCUAGCUUGGUCUGAC